AUGCUGUCCAUACCGUUGAUUAUGAUAAUGCUCUACGUGAUCACCGCGGCUGCGAUGCCCUCUCCAGGCCUGGAUGUCAUUCGCUUCAGCCGACUGGAUGAGAGACCAGGCAUGGCGGAGUUGGACUGCAGCAGUCCCAAUGCUCCGGUCUUCUGUCGCUAUGCUUUCGCUCGCCGUAGCAGUGACGGUGCCGUCGGCAGCAAUGAACAGUGCAACUAUCUGGUGACCAUGCGCUCCGCUCUCCAAGCCGCUGCCGCCGAGGAGGAGGCG
Molecule: messenger RNA, 270 nt
Organism: Dibothriocephalus latus
Lineage: Eukaryota; Metazoa; Platyhelminthes; Cestoda; Diphyllobothriidea; Diphyllobothriidae
Source: the annotation of a GenBank genome assembly